UGCCUUAAUUGGCAAUCAAACAUCUCCUCCUGACUCCUUAAAUUAUCGCUACCCUAACUACUCAUAUCAACAUCUUCCAUAUCUACUUCAACCGCCGCAAGAUCCCCUUCCCUCACUAGAUCUUCCUCUACUUCCUCUAAGGAUGAUUUCUUUGCCUGGGAGAAAUUUGUCUGGAGCUUCCAUACAAUCUAUGCACUUCCAGAUUGUUCUCCAAUAAUUUGAAUUUAGUCUCCAUUGUUGGCCCUCCUGAUGCUCCUCAGUUGCAGGGGUUCCCAUAUGAAAUCCUUUUUAAGGUUCUUCCUUGGGUCAGAAUGGGUGCCUUACGAAGCCUUUGCUUGUACUGGAAUUUGUAAAGGAAUACUUUCUACUUUAAGAAAUGGCAGAGUUAUUGGCGAAAGGAUGUUUGAUUUUCUUGUCUUUCUCGUAAUCCAGAACUGAAAGAUUGACCCAAUCUUAAAAUCAUAUUUUGCCACAUUUCUUCUUUCUUGAAAAUCACCCAUCUAGUCUCUGAUCCCUUUUGCUCUAAGCCCAUUCAUUAUCUGUUUGUGCAAACAUCCAUACAGAAUGAUUAUGCCAUUUCUUAAAGUAGAAAGUAUCCUUUUAUGUGUAGUACUGGAAAGAUGACAAAUGAAGUAUCUUUUCUCAGAUGAUAUGUUUCCUCAAUCGUCAGCUAGUCACACUUUUGUCAACACUUGGAGUGAAAGAUCAUAUUUUCAAGAGAAGUAAAGGAAAUCUGUAGAUGAAUGGAUGCUAUUCUAACCAAUCCAUUAAGGGCACAUGAAGUGUUUGAGUUUAUGUCUCAAGGAAAUUUGAUAUAUGGAAAUUACUGUACUCAAAGAAAUUUUGAUGUGUGGUUCGAUGCAUUUUGCCUUUCGGGCAGCGAAAAGGCUCAAGAACUGCAAAGUAGACAAGAAUAUUUGUUCUAUAUGGAAGAUCAUUUCCCAUUUAAUGUUUGGUGGAAAUGAACAGGACCAAAAUGUAAUUGUUAAGGGCAAGAAAUUUAUUGCCAAAAACCCUUGCUUGCAUAAUGGUGAUGUGCUUGUAUUGCAUGCCAUUGAUGUCCCAGCAUCGCACCAUAUGGCAGAUUGUGGAUUGUUUUCCCACAAAAAGGAUCAAGGUACUUAUGCAGAUAUAGGUUACACCAUCCAGGAUGUAACUGCACCUGUUUUGUUAUUCCAUCUAGACCAUACCCAAAUAAAUGUUGAGGGGGUGAUUAUGGAGUAUGUUCCAGCAGCAACUUUUUCCCUGGACCAUGAUAUUAUGAUUGAGGUACUUGUCUUCCCCUUUGGAAUGCAAGAUUUAAUUCUGAAACUCUUUAGUACUUCCCCAUAUGGAUUCUGGUUCUCACUUAAUCUUGUAUGUAGUGCUUGCCAUGAAGGUUUCCUAGUACUGAUAAUUUUGAGGCAAUUGGAUAAUGAAGAAUGUUCCUUUACACUUCUUAUGGUCUUUAUAUUGCCCUUGAUUUAUUACAUAAAUGCUUUCUCAUUCUCCCAAUUCUAGAGUUUAUGGAUCAAGUCAUCUGUUUUUUAAUAGCAACCUGUACUCAUAAUGCCAUGGAGAUUUGGAUCUCAUUAAAUGAGUUUCCUCAAAUGCAUAGUUAGAGUUUAUGAAAAUUUUUCAAUUAUGUGUAAACUCUAUUCCUCAAUUUACUCUCUUUCUUCCUUUCACUUUUGAUCAAGCUUCUGGAU
Messenger RNA from Macadamia integrifolia, 1688 nucleotides. RefSeq names its product probable RNA-dependent RNA polymerase 1. Bases 817 to 1500 code for a protein of 227 amino acids. Gene Ontology annotation, biological process: siRNA processing. Gene Ontology annotation, cellular component: nuclear RNA-directed RNA polymerase complex. Gene Ontology annotation, molecular function: RNA-directed RNA polymerase activity. The transcript has 3 exons. NCBI's taxonomy places the organism in Eukaryota, Viridiplantae, Streptophyta, Magnoliopsida, Proteales, Proteaceae. The record is from RefSeq and is a predicted model, not a curated record.